GCGGAGGCGGGAUGAAUGCGGCAUGUGGCGGGACGGCGCGGACGCUGCGGGUGCCGGGCCGCCAUGGCUACGCCGCCGAGUUCCCGCCCUACCUGCCGGGCCGCCUGGCCUGCGCCACCGCGCAGCACUGCGGCAUCGCGGGCUGUGGAACCCUAGUAGUAUUGGAUCAAAACGAAUCCGAGCUGCAGCUUUUUAGAAGCUUUGACUGAAACGAUGGUUUGUUUGAUGUGACCUGGAGUGAGAACAACGAACAUGCCCUCAUCACCUGCAGUGGUGAUGGCUCGCUGCAGCUCUGGGACACCGCCAAAGCCACGGGGCCGCUGCAGGUCUACAAGGAACACACGCAGGAGGUUUAUAGUGUUGAUUGGAGCCAAACAAGAGGUGAACAGCUUGUGGUGUCUGGUUCAUGGGAUCAAACCAUCAAACUGUGGGAUCCAAAGGUUGGAAAGUCACUGUGCACUUUUAGAGGCCAUGAAAGUGUCAUUUAUAGCAGAAUCUGGUCUCCCCACAUCCCUGGUUGCUUUGACCAGACCCUGAGAAUUUGGGAUGUGAAGGCAGUAGGAGUCAGAAUUGUGAUUCCAGCACAUCAGACAGAGAUUCUGAGUUGCAACUGGUGUAAAUACAAUGAGCAUUUGCUGGUGAUGGGGGCAGUUGACUGUAGCCUGAGAGGCUGGGAUGUCAGGAAUGUGCGACAGCCGGUGUUCGAGCUUCUUGGCCACACCUAUGCCAGCCGGGUGAAGUUUUCACCAUUUCAUGCUUCAGUGCUGGCCUCUUGUUCUUAUGAUUUUACUGUAAGAUUCUGGGACUUUUCCAAGCCUGCUCCCCUUCUUGAGACAUUGGAGCACCAUACUGAAUUUACUUGUGGCUUAGACUUAAGUCUCCACAGCCCCACUCAGGUGGUUGACUGUGCUUGGGAUGAAACGAUCAAGGUGUACGACCCUGCUAGCCUUGCUGUCCCUGCUUGAAAGACACUGCCGUAGUCCAAAACCAAGAGUGCGACUGAAGGACGCUGUAACAG
Messenger RNA from Choloepus didactylus (southern two-toed sloth), 1018 nucleotides. RefSeq names its product peroxisomal targeting signal 2 receptor-like. Gene Ontology annotation, molecular function: protein binding. The record is from RefSeq and is a predicted model, not a curated record. Gene Ontology annotation, cellular component: cytosol; peroxisomal matrix. NCBI's taxonomy places the organism in Eukaryota, Metazoa, Chordata, Mammalia, Pilosa, Megalonychidae. The transcript has 2 exons. Gene Ontology annotation, biological process: protein import into peroxisome matrix.